Molecule: messenger RNA, 1896 nt
Organism: Hylaeus volcanicus
Lineage: Eukaryota; Metazoa; Arthropoda; Insecta; Hymenoptera; Colletidae
Product: serine/arginine repetitive matrix protein 1-like
Exons: 2
Coding region: 1-1896 (631 amino acids)
Source: RefSeq, a predicted model, not a curated record
AUGCCCGUCCUGCGGACAAAAGCGUCGCGAGGAGAUCUUACUCGCGAUCGAAGAUCUGGACUCCAUCGACCCAGCACCGUUGGAGGGGAACGCGGGGAUCUGCGAAAGUAUCGAAGCAUCGAGACUAGAUGGGCAGACGGGAGUUUUCUGUCGCCGGACGACGCGAUAUGGGAUCUGAAGAGACGCACCAGCGAGGGAACAGAGUUCCGGUGGGCUCUGCACACGUCCAACACCGAUCUGGACCUGGCGAAGAGAACGAAAUGCAGCUGCCACAGCUUGACGCCCGAAGAGAAGAAAUCUCACGACGUCCAACGCGGCGAUCUCAGAAAGCACCACAGUGCGGAGACGGACAAGUGGUCGGUGAUGCCGGACUAUCUGCAAACGCCGAUGCACGAUCUGAGAAAGCACAGCAGCGAUGAUACCAGAAUGGCCAGAGAGGCCAGAUGGCUCCAGGUGCCGGAAGUGUUGCCCAACCCAAAGCCACGAUGCACUUGUCCGAAAUCGAAGACCUUGGCACCCUCGCCACCGCCAUCGCCACCGCCACCGACACCGCCGCCGCCGUUGGAAACGAUAGAACCACCGGAACCGGAGAAACCAGUGAUCAAAGAACCGGAGAGAAAGCUGUACUACUCCGCGUCGUUGAACGUGGAACGACCCGAAGAAUCAUCCGCGCCUGUAACGGAAAGACCAGAACUGAAGAAGCACGCCAGCGAGGACAUCAGGCCGCAGAAGACCGAGAGGGUCAGGCCCAAGCUGGAACGUUCUCAUGCGAGAGUCGACAGUCAAACGUCGAAGAAAUGGGGCGCCAAGGAAAAGGUGGUCAGCCCCGAGGAAGGGAAGAAACCUCGGCCAAGGUGGGCGAUGAAGCCUCACUUCUCUCUACCCGUGGAGGACAAAAAAUCGAGAUGGAGGAGCCAGGACUCCACGGAAGGGUUCAAGAGCAAAAGCUUGAAAGAACGACCGAAGUACAGCAUUCGAAGGAGCAUGUCACCGGAACCCGAUCCGCGUCAGAUCACCAAGCUGGAGAACAGAAUCGUCCGACGACUGAUAUCCCCCGAGAUCACCAUCACGGACGCUAAAUGGGCUCCUUACGAGGACGCUUCCCCCUUGCCAACGAUAGGGGUGAAGAAACGAGAGCCGAAGCACAUCAGCGAGAUCAAGUGGAGCCCGUACGACGGAUCACCAUCCGCUGGCGACGGCCGCGGCAGCUUUGCGGUUCAGGAACCCGAGGAUAAGAAGUCUUGGUCGCCUUUCCACAACGUGACGCCCACUCACCAUCCACCCCCCGAGGCGACACCCUGCAGAACCGACGACGACGAGGACUUCCGUUGGAGAAUCUUAAACCAGAUCUCCGCGUUUCCGAUUUACCAGGGCGGUUGGAAGGAUGAGUCGCCGGAGAGAACACCGCCCAGAGUGCAGUCUCCCGUAGAUCUCUCCCCGCCUGUUUGGUCGCCUCUGGUUCCAACGUCUCCCGUGAAGAGGCAACGAUCCCAGCAACAGUACUCGCCGCAGCCACCGCCGCCGGUUCACAGGAAGAGCAUCGCGAAGGCUCGUGGUUUAUCCAAGAAGAUAUUCAGGGCCAGAUCGGAGGUUGGUCAUCAAGGGGAGGAGAGACUGGCGCCCCCCACCGUGAUCGUUCGCGCCGCCAGCGAGGAGCCAAAGUCCCGUCAGAGGCCGCAGUUGAUCAGGUCGAAGGCUCUGUUGGAGGUCCCCGUGACCAUGGGGAUCACGAAGAGGUCCUUGAGCGAGGAGGUGCCGCGCAUGGGUAGCCGUGAACGGCCACGCGGGCCGCACAGGGCUCGCAGCGAGGAGGUGCCCAAGUACGAAGACCCGUGGUUCACCAACGACAGCUUGGUCCAGGCGACAGAGUUGCGCGAGUACGUAACCACGGUUUAG